Molecule: messenger RNA, 1005 nt
Organism: Rotaria sp. Silwood2
Lineage: Eukaryota; Metazoa; Rotifera; Eurotatoria; Philodinida; Philodinidae
Source: the annotation of a GenBank genome assembly
AUGGUUCUUCUAGGAUGGAUUACCACUGGUAAUAUGAAUAACGCACGAUAUUGGCACAGAGCAUCCUUAUUAACAAAUGGAAAAGUAUUAGUUACUGGUGGAUGGGAUGACAGUUCUUUUUUAAAUAGUACUGAGCUGUAUGAUCCAUCAGCAGGAACUUGGACAACGACUGGCAGUUUGAAUAAUGCACGAUCCAGGCACGCAUCAUCCGUAUUGACAAAUGGAAAAGUGUUAGUUACUGGUGGAAGCAAUGGCAGUUCUUAUCUAAAUAGUGCUGAAUUGUAUGAUUCGUUAACAGGAACUUGGACACCGACUGGUAAUAUGCAUGAUGCACGACUUGAGCACGUAGCAUUCGUAUUAACAAAUGGAAAAGUGUUAAUUACUGGUGGAUGGGAUGGUGGAUCUUGUCUAAACAGUACCGAGUUGUAUGAUCCAUCAACUGGAACUUGGACAACGACUGGCAAUAUGAAUAAUGCACGAUAUGGCGGCACAGCAUUCAUAUUAACAAAUGGGAAGGUGUUAAUUACUGGCGGAUGGGGUAUUACUGGUGUUCUGAAUACUACUGAGUUGUAUGAUUCAUCAACAGAAACGUGGACAACGACUGGUAGUAUGAAUAAUGCACGAUAUUGGCACGCAGCAUGCUUAUUGACAAAUGGAAAAGUGUUAGUUACUGGUGGAUGGGAUGGCAGUUCUUAUUUAAAUAGUACUGAGUUGUAUGAUCCAUCAGCAGGAACUUGGACAACGACUGGUAGCUUGAUUAAUGGACGAUCUGAGCACACAGCAUCCGUAUUGACAAAUGGAAAAGUGUUAGUUACUGGUGGAAGGAAUGACAGUUCUUAUCUAAAUAGUGCUGAAUUGUAUGAUUCGUUAACAGGAACUUGGACACCGACUGGUAAUAUGCAUGAUGCACGACUUGAGCACGUAGCAUCCGUAUUAAUAAAUGGAAAAGUGUUGGUUACUGGUGGAUAUACGAAUGGUGCUCUAAAUAGUUCAGAAUUAUAUUAA